This is a messenger RNA of Hibiscus syriacus, 1351 nucleotides long. RefSeq names its product L-type lectin-domain containing receptor kinase S.4-like. Gene Ontology annotation, biological process: protein phosphorylation. Bases 2 to 1351 code for a protein of 449 amino acids. The record is from RefSeq and is a predicted model, not a curated record. Gene Ontology annotation, cellular component: plasma membrane. The transcript is spliced from 3 exons. Gene Ontology annotation, molecular function: ATP binding; protein kinase activity; carbohydrate binding. NCBI's taxonomy places the organism in Eukaryota, Viridiplantae, Streptophyta, Magnoliopsida, Malvales, Malvaceae.
UAUGUACGUUGGUUUCUCAGCUUCAACAGGCCAUGUGCUUUCUAGCUCUCAUUAUAUUUUAGGGUGGAACUUUAAGAUCAAUGGACAAGCUCAGGCUCUUGAUUUAUCGUCUUUGCCUUCACUCCCCGGACCACCAAAUAAAGAUAGAACGUUAACAGUUGGUGUAUCGGUUUCAUCUGCUGUUGUCAUAAUUGCUCUUUCCAUUGCAAUUUAUGUCAUUAUCAAAAUCAAGAAUGCAGAAGUAGUUGAAGAUUGGGUGCUGGAGAUUGGCCCACAAAGAUACUCUUACCGAGAACUCAAGCAAGCAACCAACAAUUUUAGCGACAAAACUUUACUUGGACGGGGUGGUUUCGGUAGAGUUUACAAAGGAACACUUGGAAAUUCAAACACUCAAGUUGCUGUCAAGCGAGUUUCCCAUGAUUCAAAGCAAGGUUUACGUGAAUUUGUUUCGGAAAUUUCUAGUAUCGGAAGGCUUCGACAUCGGAAUUUGGUUCAGCUAUUGGGAUGGUGCUGGAGAAGACUCGACCUUCUUCUUGUUUACGAUUUCAUGGCUAAUGGCAGUUUAGAUAAGUUUUUGUUUGAUGACCCUAAAACUACCUUGAAUUGGGACCAGAGAUUUAGGAUCAUAAAGGGUGUGGCUUCUGGUCAUCUCUAUUUAUACGAAGGAUAUGAACAAAUUGCGAUUCAUAGGGAUGUUAAGGCCAGUAAUGUAUUAUUAGAUGAUGAGCUGAAUGCAUGGUUAGGAGAUUUCGGCCUUGCAAGAUUGUAUGAACAUGGUUCAAAUCCAGGGACAAGUCAAAUUGUAGGGACAAUGGGAUAUAUAGCACCGGAGCUUCCCAAGACUGGAAAGGCCACAACAAGCUCCGAUGUCUAUGCUUUUGGUACACUCUUGCUCGAGGUUGCUUGUGGGCGCAGGCCUAUUGAUCUCAACGCAUUGUCCGAGGAAUUAGUGUUGGUUGAUUGGGUAUGGGAGAAGUUUAGGCAAGGGAGGGUCCUUGAUGUGGUAGACACUAGGCUCAAUGGCCAAUAUGAUGAAGGUGAGAUGUUGAUGGUGCUUAAGUUAGGCCUAAUUUGUUCAAAUGACGUGCCUGCGGCACGGCCAAACAUGAGGCAGUUAGUAAGGUAUCUUGAUGGAGAGGUUGACUUACCAGAAAAUUUGAUGCCACCGGCUGCAUCUGACGGGGGCGCAGAGGGAUUUGACGCUUCUGUGCAUUCAUUCUCAUCCGCAUCCUCAUCACUGGAUAAAAAGAGUUCAUACCCAUUCUUGGACAAGGUAAGUUUUUGUUACCCUAGGAGGAUGCAGAUGGUGGUGGUGGUAGUGGUGACAUUUUUUUCGACCAGAGCAAAGUAG